Molecule: messenger RNA, 734 nt
Organism: Camelina sativa (false flax)
Lineage: Eukaryota; Viridiplantae; Streptophyta; Magnoliopsida; Brassicales; Brassicaceae
Source: RefSeq, a predicted model, not a curated record
AAAAAAAACACAGCAAAAGAAAGAGAAAGACAGAGAGAGAGAAGAAAAAAAAAGUAUCCGCAUUAAUGGUGGCGUCACCUACCAGUUGUCUAGUGGUGAGAGAUUAAUGUGAAGAAGAAACCAAACCAAACCAAACCAAACCAAACGAAACGAAAUCUACACUCACACUAACAAUCUCCUUCUCUCUCUUUUGUCUUGCGCCGCGGAGAAUGUGGAACUCGGGGGAGAACGCGUUCUCGCGUUCGACGUCGUUUAGAGACGAAAUAGAAGACGAAGAAGAGCUCCGUUGGGCGGCGUUGCAGCGUCUGCCUACAUACUCGCGUAUCCGCCGAGGUAUCUUCAGGGAUAUGAUUGGUGAGUCUAAAGAGGUCCAAAUUGGUAACCUGGAAGCUAGCGAACAACGCCUACUCCUCGAUCGCCUCGUCAAUUCCGUCGAAAACGAUCCUGAACUGUUCUUCGCUCGUGUUCGCAAGCGAUUCGACGCAGUGGAUUUGAAAUUUCCCAAGAUUGAAGUUCGAUUUCAGAAUCUGAUGGUGGAAUCAUUCGUUCAUGUUGGAAGCAGAGCGUUACCAACAAUUCCCAAUUUCAUCAUUAACAUGGCAGAGGGUUUGUUAAGGAACAUACGCGUGAUUGGUGGGAAAAGGAGCAAAUUAACGAUUUUAGAUGGUAUUAGUGGCAUCAUUAGACCUUCCAGGUAUUAUUCCUACUACUGCAUUUUUCAUUAUUUGCCUUAA